Carica papaya (papaya) is the source of this 693-nucleotide messenger RNA. NCBI's taxonomy places the organism in Eukaryota, Viridiplantae, Streptophyta, Magnoliopsida, Brassicales, Caricaceae. The record is from RefSeq and is a predicted model, not a curated record.
CAGUGGUGAUUCUAUCCACUCUGUAUCAAAAACUCUUCUUCUCAAAAUGCCUCUCUCUCUUCUCUUUAUCAGAACUUGACAGACAUGGCGGUGCCAAAUGCUUCAUGGGGCAUUGGCCAAGCAGUAUCAGCGCCCCACUUCUUUAGGCCCCUUUGUUCUAUUACUACCUCUACCAACAAGUCUACCAAUUUCGGUUUCUUCUUCGGUUCCCCGUCUUCUUCUUCUUCGAUUAUUAGGAACCGGAAGAGCUCAACUUUGUGCUGCCAUGGAAACCAGAACAACAAUGACAGCAACAUCAGCUCUUGUGUUGACUGGGAUUGGAAUAGAUGGACCCGCUAUUUCUCCGAGGUUGAACAAGCUGAGAGCUUCGCUUCUGUUCUCAAGUUUCAACUUGAAGAUGCAAUUGAGAAAGAAGACUUCCAAGAAGCAGCAAAACUGAAAAUGGCUAUUUCAGAAGCUUCCUCAAAGGACAGUGUAGCAGAAAUCAUGUCUCAGUUGAAGAUUGCAAUAGAUGAAGAGCGGUACCAUGAUGCUUCAAGAUUGUGUAAAGAUACAGGAAGUGGAUUGGUAAUCUUCCUAUCUUCAUCUACAGGGCUCAUUUGGGUUUCAGUAACCUGGCUUGGCUUGAGAGGAAAAUUUGAUGUUAGCCUCAAAACUGUAUUUGGAGCAUGGAUCUAGAAAUUUUUUAAUAGG